Molecule: messenger RNA, 1836 nt
Organism: Chaetomium strumarium
Lineage: Eukaryota; Fungi; Ascomycota; Sordariomycetes; Sordariales; Chaetomiaceae
Product: Zinc/iron permease
Exons: 5
Coding region: 380-1675 (431 amino acids)
Biological process (GO): zinc ion transmembrane transport
Cellular component (GO): plasma membrane
Molecular function (GO): zinc ion transmembrane transporter activity
Source: RefSeq, a predicted model, not a curated record
UCGGCGCCAAGACACUUCACAUACUAAAGACAGGAACCGCAUGAUGUCGAGGCUUGUUGCUCCUUGGCUCUGCUUAGGUGCAGUUUAGUCAACUACUAUCGGUCCUCUGGAGGACUUCCUUUCUAUUCCUUCCGUUUGUUUUCUCUCUCUUCUCUUCUCUUCUCUUUUCUUUCGUUUUGCCUUCUUCCACCACUGCUGUCCGGUCCCUUCCGUCUCCUCUUGUCUUUUUCUCUUCUUAGAUCGAAGCCGCGGGCGGCUUUGCUGGUCUUUGCUUUAUACUACAUAUUUACCUUUUUUCUCCGUCUGGGCGGAAAGCUUGGAAUUGCUCUGCCCUGGCGAUAGUUGGAGGAUCCUUGGAGUUUCCUAAACAACAGUGGAAAUGGAUUCCACGGGAGGGAAGCCGGUGUGCGGGAGUGGCCAGGAGGCGGGCGAGUACGAUCUUGCUCUCCAUGUUGUGGGAUUAUUCUUGGUUCUAGCGGCUUCCAUCAUUGGUGCCGGCUUCCCGGUUGUUGCGAAAAAGGUCAAAUGGGUCAAGGUGCCAACUAAGGUGUUCUUCGUAUGCAAGCACUUUGGCACUGGUGUCCUGAUUGCUACCGCGUUCGUCCAUCUGCUCCCGACGGCGUUUGGUAAUCUCCUGGACCCUUGCCUUCCCGACUUGUUCACCGAGCAGUACCCGCCCAUGCCCGGCGUCAUCAUGAUGGGAUCCAUGUUCUGUCUCUUCGUGAUCGAGAUGUACCUCAACGGCAAGCUGGGCGGCCAUUCCCACGGCGGGCCUAUGGGGUUCGAAACGCACAGCCAGCCACCCGCGACUACGGCAUCGGCCAACCGCGGCCCCCCGCCUGAACGGCCGCCGCGGUACUCGACCGCGUCCGACUUCGAGAUCGAGGAGGUCGAGUACGAGAAGAAGCUCGUGCAGAAGAUGUACGAGGAGAAGAUGAAGGACUAUCGGCCCGAGAGCCCGUCGGAGAUGCCGCCCUGGUUCGUCGUCUUCUACGAGCAAUACGUCCGCCAGAGGCUCGAGAUGAUCAACAUGAUCAAGUCGAUGCGGGCGCAGCAGCAGCAGCAGCACCAGCACCAGCAGAAUCAGGCUGCCGAGUCUGACAAGCGCCAGACCGUGAUUGCCGAGACGUCGAUUGCCGACUCGCCGUACAUUGACGAGGAGACCGGACAGGCAGUGGCGCCGGACGUGUACCGCAAGAUGUCGCUGAACAUCACGCUGCUCGAGGGCGGCAUCCUGUUCCACUCGGUCUUCGUCGGCAUGACCGUCAGCAUCACCAUCGAGGGCUUUGUGGUCCUAUUGAUUGCCAUUCUCUUCCACCAGAUGUUCGAGGGGCUCGGUCUCGGAUCGCGCAUUGCUGCCGUCCCCUACCCUCGCGGGAGCCUUCGGCCGUGGCUGCUGGUGGUUGCCUUCGGAACGACCGCGCCGAUCGGGCAGGCGAUUGGACUCAUUGCGAGGAACUCGUACGAUCCCAACAGCGCCUUCGGCCUGAUCAUCGUCGGCGUCUUCAACGCUAUCUCGUCUGGCCUCCUUCUCUACGCCGCCCUCGUCGAUCUCUUGGCCGAGGAUUUCCUGUCUGCCGAAGGGAUGUCCAUGACCAAGAAAGACCGGGCAACGGCAUUCGGGUGUGUGAUUCUCGGAGCAAUUGGCAUGUCGAUCGUCGGCGCUUUUGCCUAACAACUGUGAAGGUCUGCAUUUCAUGCAUACCUCGACGAUCUUCCAUUUCUCGAACUCCCUUCGGGCCGUGUUCAAGAAGGGAGCAUGCCACUUCCAGUGUGUGUGGAUGCCAAAAUAUCUCGUCGGGUUGGAUACUUGACAGGCCCAAGCUUGCAUGGUGG